Yarrowia lipolytica CLIB122 is the source of this 1566-nucleotide messenger RNA. RefSeq lists its product as uncharacterized. Gene Ontology annotation, molecular function: aldehyde dehydrogenase (NAD+) activity. NCBI's taxonomy places the organism in Eukaryota, Fungi, Ascomycota, Dipodascomycetes, Dipodascales. Gene Ontology annotation, cellular component: cytoplasm. The record is from RefSeq and is a predicted model, not a curated record. Gene Ontology annotation, biological process: aldehyde metabolic process.
AUGUCAGAGUUCGAUUGGGAGUCAAUUUUGCCGGCAACACCACUAGGUGAGAUCGAGAAGGAUAUUCAAACCCUACGACAGGGCUUCAGGUCCGGAAAGACGCUGGAUUUGAACUUCAGGCUUGACCAGAUUCGUAAGCUUUUCUAUGCUCUCUAUGAUAAUGUCGAUGCGAUCAAAGAAGCAAUUCAUAAGGAUCUCGGACGUCCGGUCUUCGAGACUGAACUUUGCGAGAUCUCCUUUCAGUGGGGUGAAUUCAAUAAUGUCGUUUCUAACUUGAAGAAAUGGGCAGCUGAUGAGACGGUGAAGGGAACCACCAUUCAAUACACUCUCACCCGGCCAAAGAUUAGAAAGCGUCCACUUGGUACCGUCCUUAUCAUAUCUCCUUGGAACUACCCAUUUGUUCUGACCAUCUCUCCCCUGCUUGCUGCUCUAGCGGCAGGAAAUACGGUGGCCCUAAAGUUCUCCGAAAUGUGCCCACAUACAUCGCUUUUGCUGGGAAAGUUGUGCACAGAGGCACUUGAUAAAGAAAUUUUCAAGGCAUUUCAGGGAGGCGUUCCGGUAGUGUCGGAGAUUCUCAAGUACAAGUUCGACAAAAUCAUGUACACUGGAAAUCAUCGAGUUGGCAAGAUCAUCUUGGACGCAGCUAACAAAUACCUCACCCCCGUUAUUUUGGAGCUUGGAGGCAAAUCACCAGUCUUCGUGACUAAGAAUUGCCAAAACGUAUCUCUUGCUGCCAAGCGUGCUCUGUGGGGUAAACUGGUCAACGCUGGACAAACAUGCGUUGCCCCCGAUUACAUCAUCGUCGAGCCUGAGGUCGAACAGGAGUUUAUCAAAGCUUGCCAGUACUGGGUUGAGAAGUUCUACCGAGGUGGAGUUGACUCUGAUCAUAAGGACUUCACUCAUAUUGCAACACCUGGACAUUGGAGACGAUUGACAUCCAUGCUUGCCCAGACAGAGGGAAAUAUCAUCACAGGCGGAAAUUCGGACGAGAAAUCACGGUUUCUUGCUCCCACAGUUGUUGCGAAAGUUCCUGAUGGUGAUUCUUUGAUGAAUGAUGAGAUCUUUGGCCCUAUCCUGCCCAUCCUGACAGCCAGAUCCGUUGACGAAGGUAUUCGCUAUGUUCAUGAGAAUCACGACACUCCCCUGGCCAUGUAUGUCUUUACUGAUAAUGCAUCAGAAGGAGAGUAUAUCCAAUCUCAAAUCAACUCAGGUGGCCUGAUAUUCAAUGAUAGUCUUGUUCACGUUGGCUGCGUGCAGGCGCCUUUUGGUGGUGUCGGCCAAUCCGGCUAUGGGUCUUAUCACGGCGAAGAUUCCUUCUUGGCUUUUUCACACAGGCAGACUUUCAUGAAGCAGCCCCAUUUCAUCGAACGACCAAUGGCGAUCAGAUAUGCCCCCUACACUAGUCGAAAACAAAAGGCUGUCCAGGGUAGUCUAGCUGCUCCAUCUUUUCCUCGAACAGGAAAGGUUGACCGCUCCCUGUUGGAGCGGAUAUUUGGUAAGCUAUGGUUCUGGGUGAUCGUUUUAGGGCUAGGAGCAGCCAGUUUGAAGUCAGGAAUUUUCUUAUGA